UUUGCCAGGCAUGGCGGCAACGCAAUAUCCUCCGUGCGCCGUCUUCUCUUCAUCGACGAAUCGAUGCCGCCGAGCUGGAGGAGGGAAGAGGAGGAUUGCGAGGAUCAAUGUGGCCGCCGCGCUUGCGUAUGGCGAUUGGAGCGGUGCGUUGCCAGGUGAAUUGCCCGGCUCUUCGUCCGCGAGGCUGGAUUCCAUCAGCGAUUUCACUCGCUUCUUGGACAAGGGGGAUCAAGGCGCGGAGCUUCAGACAGCGAUUGUGAGCUAUGCUGCGCCCAAGAAGAAUAUGUGGUCACUGUUCCAGCCUCAAGUCCAGUACACAUUGCUGAUAAAGAGUAAGCGCUGGAACUCUAGCAGCGCUAGUGACAUUGGUCUCAAUUUUUUUCGUUCCAGGUAUUUUCGUGCUCUCCAAAAUGAAUUGGAUGCUUACGACGCGGUUCUAUAUGAGAUGGUAGCGGAGAAAGGAAAGAACUGGAAAGGCCGUGGAAGAUGGAAGCCUCCAAAUCGCAAGUCACAAGGCAAGAAUAGUAGGAAAAAUCGGAGCUUUAGUUUCGUUGGCGCGAUCCAGCGUCUCAUGGCUCAAGUUCUCAGCUUGGAUUUUCAGCUGGAAUGCAUGGACUACCAAAAUGAUAACUGGUACCAUGCAGACCUCGACUUUGAAACUUUCCAAGAUCUCCAGCGUAGGAAAGGAGAGAGCCUCUUUGGAUUUGCAACUGAAAUGACAAAGAUCUCGACGGCUGCUCUCUCGGCAGCUGCUCUCGCGCGAACCGACUUGGAUCAAUGGCGAGGGAAGCUUUUGUGGGCUUCUCGAGUCUUUCCAAUGCCGCUGCUGGGACUAUUCGUGAUCGAGGGAGUCUGUGCUCCACCAGACGCACCUCUCUCAAGCUCUCCAGAAAUGAAGGCCUUGUUCAACUUGGAGCUUGCAGCGGCAACAAAACUCUUCCUCGCAAAGCAGCUAUCCACCGACUUAACAGAAGGAGCGUUCUCGUUGCUCAAGGACUCGGUGAUAAUCGGUGAAAGGAACAGCGUUGCGAUGAGAGAGCUGGAAGCUGCCAUAGCCGAAGGCUGCGAGAAGAUAGCCAUCUUCUACGGCAGUGGACAUCUCCCCGACAUGGAUUCUCGCCUGCGAAGCUUGGGCUUCUUUCCACAGAGAUUAAAGUGGCAGACUGCCUGGUCGAUCCAAUCUACGGCGAGAAGAUCAAGCUCCGAGAAGAAUGACAACGUGUUCUCUCUAGCAACUCUUACGAAGAUCACAAACUGGCCGCUCAAUCGAUACGAAACGCUAGCGCUCAUCCUCUUCUCGUCAGUGUUGGCUGUGGAUCUUUGGUUCUGGGAGGCGUGCUUGGAAACGAUAAACGAGUCGGGCAACCAUCUCCUCCAGUUGAUAGCUGCGUCCGUACAGAUAUAAGUGAACUUUACAGUCACGAGGAUCAAAGAAUAUGCUCUAGAAGAUAGUGCGAAUAUGCUCAAGGGCUUUGUAGGGUU
This is a messenger RNA of Selaginella moellendorffii, 1482 nucleotides long. RefSeq lists its product as uncharacterized. The record is from RefSeq and is a predicted model, not a curated record. The coding region runs from base 11 to 1405 and encodes 464 amino acids. Lineage: Eukaryota; Viridiplantae; Streptophyta; Lycopodiopsida; Selaginellales; Selaginellaceae. The transcript is spliced from 4 exons.